AUGCGCCCCCGUCCGAUGCACCCAGACGUGAGAACAUUUAAUGGAGAAAACGCCCACAACUAUCUUGCCUUCAAGAUAAACCUCCGUACAAAGUUUACAAUUGAUGGGAAUUCCUACCCUGACAGCUCCGCAAAAGCCUACUACAUCUUUAGUCGCCUGGAGGGGAAGGCUAGCCGACGAAUGCUGCCAUGGAUGGAAGCCAACGGACCAACAAUCUCGUAUGAAGGCCUUAUGGAGGCGAUGGAUAAAGCAUACUUGGAUGCAGACCGACAACAAAGAGCUCUCGUACGGAUUAAUACCAUGCGCCAGAACAACAGGGACCUGGACGAGUUCCUGGACAAUUUCAACAAAGCCCUACUGAAUACAGGUGGCAUGGAUUGGCAUGAUGACCAGAAGAAGUCCCUCCUGGAAACAGCUAUUAGCCUGCCACUCCUUCAAGCUAUGGUCAGGAGAGAACAAGCUGACUUGUAUAACAGCUAUCAGCCUCCACCCGCCCGAGCUACCACUGAUGGUCCCAUGGACUGGGAGCCCACUGUUGCUGCUGUCCAGCAGCGUCGCCGAGCUACUGACAACUAA
Aspergillus nidulans FGSC A4 is the source of this 576-nucleotide messenger RNA. RefSeq lists its product as uncharacterized. Bases 1 to 576 code for a protein of 191 amino acids. The transcript has 2 exons. The record is from RefSeq and is a predicted model, not a curated record. NCBI's taxonomy places the organism in Eukaryota, Fungi, Ascomycota, Eurotiomycetes, Eurotiales, Aspergillaceae.